AUGUCUGGAGUCACAAACAUUCAGAACUCAUCCGCCGUCGCCAGAGUCUUUGGGACGCCAGAGCUACUUGAGAUGAUUCUACUAGAGGUGGCCCAUUCCGAUAUCGAAUUUGCUAAGAAGAAUUCCAAGACUCGAAGCAUGUACAACUGGCGCGGCACGGUGUCGAAUGGCACGCUUGAGGUCUCACAUCACCUAACUUCACACUUCAUGUGGACUCCAAUCAUCCUUCAAGCCGUAUCUCGCUGCUUUCAAGACACUAUUAAUGGUUCUUCGCGACUUCUCCGUCUCCGAUUGAGAGCUAUACCGCGUCAUGUACCCUGGGAACCCGACCCUUUCAAAAUUGGCGACAAUCGAGGUCCAAUACACUGGCUUGAGCGGAAGCUGGGUGUUUACGCUCCGGAUUGGUCAAGAAUCAACAACGGUGUGCUAGGACUUCACGUCAAGGUCUCGGGCUACCACGAAAAGCAGCGUGUCAAGCUGCAUAACGACAAGCAAGGCUCCUGGCGUACGAUUCCGUGCAUUGAGAAGCCAGGUGUCGUCUCGAAGGUUGUCGUCCACUUGUACAAGGUGUACUCGAAGCAAAUACCGCCACAUCGUCGUGUGGGUCGUGGAGCAGCUUACGCGUACUACCGCAGAACUUUGUGCAGCUGCGACAUUGGUCCUAGACCGACUUUAGGCGAGAUCUUCGAUGUUAUCGACGCUGCGGAGUCUCUCUAUUGCUCCUUUCCGCUAAUUUGCAAAGAGGGUGGCGCAAAAUGUCAGUGUUAG
Messenger RNA from Cercospora beticola, 768 nucleotides. RefSeq lists its product as uncharacterized. Lineage: Eukaryota; Fungi; Ascomycota; Dothideomycetes; Mycosphaerellales; Mycosphaerellaceae. The record is from RefSeq and is a predicted model, not a curated record.